UUUCAGGUGACAUGCACAAAUUCAACACGUGGUGGGAAAUACGGGAGCUUAAAAGCAGGAGGUUCUAUAUCAACACUUAAGCAUAUAUGGACAGAAAGUAAGAAAGAUUUAUCUAUCAGCCGACUCCUUUCACAGACUUUCCAUGGCAAACAAAAUCAAUCAUCUUUGGAUAUGAGAUAUGACACCCCAGAACCGUAUACAGAGCAAGAGCUUUGGGAAUGGCUGAGGAACUCCACUGAUCUGCAGGAACCUCGUUCAAGGGCAAAAAGGCGUCCCAUUGUCAAGACAGGAAAAUUUAAGAAAAUGUUUGGUUGGGGAGAUUUUCACUCAAAUAUCAAAACAGUGAAGCUGAAUUUGUUGAUAACUGGGAAAAUUGUAGAUCAUGGCAAUGGAACCUUUAGUGUGUAUUUUAGGCAUAAUUCUACCGGUCAAGGAAAUGUAUCUGUCAGUUUAGUUCCCCCAACUAAAAUUGUGGAGUUUGACCUGGCUCAACAAUCAGUGAUUGAUGCAAAAGAUUCCAAAUCUUUUAAUUGCCGCAUAGAGUAUGAAAAGGUUGACAAAGCUACCAAGAACACACUUUGCAACUAUGAUCCUUCAAAAACAUGUUAUCAGGAACAGACCCAAAGUCAUGUUUCUUGGUUAUGCUCUAAGCCCUUCAAAGUAAUCUGUAUUUACAUCUCAUUUUAUAGUACAGAUUAUAAACUAGUACAAAAAGUAUGUCCAGAUUACAACUAUCACAGUGAUACACCUUAUUUCCCUUCUGGUUGA
Bombina bombina (fire-bellied toad) is the source of this 768-nucleotide messenger RNA. RefSeq names its product neurexophilin 1 (gene NXPH1). The annotation marks the transcript as partial. The transcript has a single exon. Gene Ontology annotation, molecular function: signaling receptor binding. NCBI's taxonomy places the organism in Eukaryota, Metazoa, Chordata, Amphibia, Anura, Bombinatoridae. The record is from RefSeq and is a predicted model, not a curated record.